This is a messenger RNA of Bemisia tabaci, 1325 nucleotides long. RefSeq lists its product as uncharacterized. Lineage: Eukaryota; Metazoa; Arthropoda; Insecta; Hemiptera; Aleyrodidae. The record is from RefSeq and is a predicted model, not a curated record.
UUGAUAGUUGUUUUGUUAUUGUUAUCAGUCAAUCCAAAAUCAUUAACAUUUUAUCAAAAUUCGACCGUGUCCAUCCAAUUUAGCUGAAACGAUUCUAACUUUCUUCAGAGCAUUAGAAAAAAUUUUGGAAAAAUGUCAAAUGUUCUAUUCACCCGAAAUCCAUCUGAGUUGAUGGAUCCUGAUCCUGACGUAUGGGAUGACACUCUUCUGAUCGAAGCUUAUGAGAGAGCUGUGAACCCUAUUAAAAUGGCAAUUGCUAGUAAGUUGGAAGGUGCUGGCCCCAGUGGUGAUCAAGGAAAGAUGAAAUCUGGACGAAUCAAGGAUUUUAAAGCAGGAAUGCCAGUACGAGCUUUAUACAGUGAGGAUUGUAAAUAUUAUGAAGGUGUUGUUCUGAAAGUAUUCAAAGACACCUGCCUCAUAAAAUAUUUAGGUUACAACAAUAAGGAAAUGGUCCCCAAAAAGAAUAUUUGGGAAUCCCAUGGUGAAAAAGCUAUUCAAAAACAACUUGAGGAAGCAGCAGCUGAAAUUUUAGUAACAAGUAAACUGACAGAAACUAGUGAAGAAGAGACUGAUGCUUCGAAUGAAUUUGAUUCAAGCAAACCGUGUAUCAAUGAGUGCCUUACCAAGAAAGCAUCAUCAACAAAAUCAUGUAACUCACCUCCAUUCGUGCCACGGAGCAUGCCAAUGAUCCCUCCACCAAUACCUCCUCACAUCAUGAAUCAAUUCCCGCAGAGUGAAUCGGAACUUAUUUCUUCCAUGCUCAUGUCUUGGUAUAUGAGUGGUUAUCACACAGGUUAUUGGCAAGGUUAUAAAUCAUCUCAAAAGCAAUUUCAAGGCAGCAACCGCAAGAAGAGGGGUAGAUCUUGAACAUCUGAAGAGGCUCUUUGUUCAAAUCCAAAAGAAUUGGUCUUAAGUUUCAAAUGUGCCAGGAGGCUCCUCUCCUUUAAAGAUUUACGUGUUCCUCUAAAUCUCUCCCGAAUUUUUUAUUAUUUUUCUUCAAUCUUAAGUUGCAUUUUGUUUGGUGUAACAGUUGCAUAUAAGUGAGUAGCAUUCUGAUUAUGUUACCGAUUGUUAGAGCCUCUCUGAUCGGACAUUUUUGUUCAUAAUAGGAACUCUGUUACUGCGUAUUGAUGCGUGACAACCUGUAACACCUGCAAUGCACUAGGAGCAGGCUCCAAAAUUGUUAUUGAAAUUGUUGCAGGGUUCCUAAUCAUGCUUCCUUCAACUGCUCUCCCAUUGGCUGUGAGAAAGUAACUCAGGAUUCGGUUUUUCUGCAACAUGUUAUAACUGUUACACCAAACGAAAUAUGAAUCUGUUUUCCAAAA